Molecule: messenger RNA, 3393 nt
Organism: Dichomitus squalens LYAD-421 SS1
Lineage: Eukaryota; Fungi; Basidiomycota; Agaricomycetes; Polyporales; Polyporaceae
Exons: 3
Coding region: 1561-3009 (482 amino acids)
Source: RefSeq, a predicted model, not a curated record
CCCGCUCUUACUCUCUGAGCUCCUCUCCCCCCUCCUCUCCCUCCGCUCUCAACUCCUCUCCUAUUCGUCCUCAUCUUGACACCGCCAACAUUCACCCGCCCUCUAGUCCGACGCGCCCGCCCGCCUACCAUGGGCACGGCUACGCAUACACCUAUCCUCGCGGCCUCUCCCAUCGUGCUGCCUACGACUAUGAGUUUCCAUCUGCAGAGCCCAAGCCGCUUCCGCCGAACGCGCCAUCGCCAGCAUACGCUGCCAUCCUCCCUCCUUCUGCCUCGUCCCCCCGCUCCAGCUUUUCCUCUACGUCCCUCUCAGACGCAAACGCGCCCGGUGCUUCGUUUCCUUUAGCCUCAGAAAAUCGUGUAGUACUCGAUGACGAUGAUGACGAUAUCGAAGACUACGGCGGAUUCUCGCUCGACCUCGACGACAUCCUGAGUCUCCCAGGAUCGUCACCCUCUCGCAGGAUCUCGUUCACCACCUCGUCUGAGCGCGACCGUCCAUUCGUUCGCCCUCCAGUCAAGCCCCGCGCGCGUCCUCCGCCAAAGGAUGUGGACACGCUACUCCCUUUUCCUGCCACAUCCGUCUCUGCUCUUCCAGCAGAACCUCGCGUCGCGGAGCCUCGGUGCGAUAGCACCCGCACCUCAGCGGCUCCGGCGGAUCUACCUCCCCCCAUCCGUGCGCGCUCGGCCUCACGACGUUCGACGUCUCUCCUUCUCCCGCCCCCGACUCCGGACACUCGUGCGAACGACAGCGCUGUGCUCGACGACCAUCUCCCGCCCUCCUCGCCCAUCUCCACGCCCGCAUCGUCAUCCUCGCUGUCCUCCCCCUUGCGCCCGUCCGAUCACACGGCCACGACACGUGAACAGCACCUAGAUUCAGACUUGACGCUCCCGCCGUCGUCCCCCAUCCCCAUUACCGCUCCGUCCACGCCCGCGUGCCACGAGCAUGUUGAGAGGGUGGACGAGAUGGUCCUUGACCUGGACUCGGUCGCGAGCCCGCCCUCGCCCACUCUGGACGCGCUCCGGAUCACGUCGCGAGUCUCGGUGCGCGCGCUGCUCAACCCUGCGCCUACGUCUGCUCCCCGGAAUUCGCAAUUUGCUGCCACCGCUGUGGUGGAAUCAGCUGAUAAUGGACUCCCUCAACUGGAGCUGCCGAAGGGGGGCGCGAAGGUCGAAGUUGCUUCCGAGAUUGAGGCUCAGGUCGCGGUGGAAGACGUUGAUGUUGAGAUUGUGACAGACGGCGAUGUCACCCCGCUCGUGCUCCCCGAGCCCGAAGCCGUCAUGGAUGCGCAGGAGGCGACCGAAGAAACGGAAGUGGGAGUUGAAGUCGUGAUAGAAAUGGCGCCCUUGGAGUCCGUGACUGAGGAGGAGGUCGAGGUUCAAUCAGCAGCUCACCAGGUGCGUCAUGCGAUUGACGUCUCGCUCUUCUGGUCUUGUCCUCAUGAUCUCAUGGUCCGCUUCUCUGUCCCCUCCGUACCCUCGCUGGACGCCUGCCUAGAUUGCUGUACGCGAACCUUCCCCCGCGUUCGCGUGCGCGGCCGUACCGUUCCCGGCGUCAGCCUCGAUGGUGGCCGUCGCCGCCACUACUGCAACAUCACGCGUGCCUUCCCGUGCUCCCUCAGUAGCCCCUUCGGCCUCGCGUGCACGCACGCCAUCAUUCGUACAAGGUCAGGAGAUCCCAUCAUCUCCGCUCUCACCCACGCCUUCGUCUAUCGCGGACGGCGAUGCCGUUUUUGACCUCAUGGACGUCGAUCUUGAUGCCGAAUCCUCCGCGCUUGUUGCCGGCCCGAGCAGGAGCAGCCACAGUAGUCGCGCGGCCUCCCCGGUCAAGGCGAAGGCGAAGAGACACGCUGUCGCUGAGCCCCCGCGGAAGAAGGCGAGGCGCGAUAACGACGCAGACAUUUCCGGCGCCAGAACGAAGCCCAAGCAUAAGAUCAAGCGGUCGCGCACGCCCACUUUCACGGACAGCGAAAGCGAGGCGGAGGUGCAGGUGCAGAAAGCGGUCAUGAACGUGCCGAAGAGAAUCGACGCGAAGCGUCUGUCCCCUGAGCCGUAUCCUCAUCUCGCGAAGGCCGCGCACAAAAAGCGCCCUCGCGCCAUCCUCUCCGACGAUGAGACCGACUUGGACGCGUCGCCCGCAGCUCCUCCCCCGGCACCCAAGAAGGACGGAGAGCGUGAGCGGAAGAAGGACAAGCCGAAGAAGCCCCGCGCGAAGGGCUCGGCCCCCGACCCCGAGCUCGAGAACGAGCCACUGCACGCGUCCAUGUCGGCCGCGAAGCCGAAGGCAGCCAAGUCUUCGUCUGCCCCGAAGAGCGCCACGAACAUCGCGCGCCCGGAGCUCCCUUCCGCUCCCGUCGCACCUGCAGCGGCCAAGCCGCGAGAAGCAGCACCCCACAAGGCGAAGCCCUUCACGUCCACAGCGGCAGCUGGGAAGUCCAGAGCCUCGCGCGCUCACGACGACGACGCGGAAUCCUUGGUAAAUGCAUACGAGCUCCCGCUCCCCGCGCCCGAGCUCGAAGGGAUGCUCGUCGAGACCCUCGCGACUGCUCGCGCGUCCUCGCUCGCCACUUCUGCCCUCUACGGCGCGCUCAUGGCGGCCCGCCCCGCCCUGCGCGACAUGGCGCUGCCGACGCUGAAAGGCGCCGUCGUCGCCGACGAAGACGAUCAGGAGAAGGGCAGAGAUGCGACGGGCAGAGGCCGGGGCGCAAAAGCGGACGCGGCGAGCCGGCGCGCCUGGGUGCCCGCGAUCGAGGCGAUCCUCGAGGCGGGCUGGCGGCGGUGCGGGGUGUUCGGGAAGGUCGUCAACAGCGGCACCGACCUGGCGAACCACUCGCUGUCGCUCGAGGCGCGCUGGUUCUACGACCCAGACCGGGACGCGGACGCGGACCGGGCGACGCUCGUGCGGAGCAUGAUGCGCCGCCCGGGCAAGCGGAGCGAGACGAAGAAGGCGAAGCAGUACUACUGGCGGCCGCUCCCCAAGAUCUCCCGCUGGGACGCCGAGGACGAGCUCUGAGCGGGCGCCCUGUGCGCGGGACUUGUGUAAGUUAUGAUGCUAAGUGAACGUCUUGACCCUGGUCUUGUACAUAGGUAAUACAUAUGUGCGUAUGUGUGCAUGUGCGUGUGCGCGCGCGCCUGCCCGCGCGUUGACGUUUGUGGCUCCAUAUGUCGUUUGUUGUGUCUUGUUCGAUUUGUGUGGCGUUGGCGCGUUCGAUCUGUCGCUUGUCGUGUGCAUACAUGUAGACUCGUUGACGCUGUCCAUGGUUACGACCUCCACUUUAUCAUGCACAGCUACUAUUGUUUUCCUCGAGCUCGAUGAACGCUUUCUUCGUCGAUACGUACGCAUGUAAUACGGUAUUUCUGCCUAAACAUCGAAUACUAUCCAAACAUUUGCAACUCU